Molecule: messenger RNA, 1580 nt
Organism: Dalotia coriaria
Lineage: Eukaryota; Metazoa; Arthropoda; Insecta; Coleoptera; Staphylinidae
Product: tubulin alpha-1 chain
Exons: 2
Coding region: 159-1511 (450 amino acids)
Biological process (GO): microtubule cytoskeleton organization; mitotic cell cycle
Cellular component (GO): microtubule; cytoplasm
Molecular function (GO): GTP binding; structural constituent of cytoskeleton
Source: RefSeq, a predicted model, not a curated record
UCCCACGUGACCCCCUAGCGGCGACGUUUAUAAAUACGAGUCGGCCGGCUUUCCUCUUCAUUCGUUUAGACACCACUCGUCGUGUGCGUAUCUGAACGUUUACCCCCCAAAAAAAGAAAUUCUUCCAUUUUGUAACAACUCUCAACUCAUCUCUCAAUAUGCGUGAGUGUAUCUCAGUCCACGUUGGUCAAGCCGGUGUCCAGAUCGGUAACGCCUGCUGGGAGUUGUACUGCCUGGAGCAUGGCAUCCAGCCCGAUGGUCAAAUGCCAUCUGACAAGACCGUCGGCGGAGGUGAUGACAGUUUCAACACCUUCUUCAGCGAAACCGGCGCUGGCAAACACGUCCCACGUGCUGUCUUCGUCGAUCUGGAACCCACCGUCGUCGAUGAAGUGCGUACCGGCACCUACCGCCAGCUUUUCCACCCGGAGCAACUCAUCACCGGCAAGGAAGACGCUGCGAACAACUACGCCCGCGGCCACUACACCAUCGGCAAGGAAAUCGUCGACCUUGUCCUCGACCGCAUCCGUAAACUAGCGGAUCAAUGCACUGGACUGCAAGGUUUCCUCAUCUUCCACUCAUUCGGAGGUGGUACCGGCUCAGGUUUCACUUCCUUAUUGAUGGAACGCUUGUCUGUUGACUACGGAAAGAAAUCCAAGCUGGAAUUCGCCAUUUACCCAGCCCCACAAGUAUCCACUGCUGUUGUAGAGCCCUACAACUCAAUCCUCACCACGCAUACCACCCUGGAGCACUCAGAUUGUGCUUUCAUGGUGGACAACGAAGCCAUCUAUGACAUUUGCCGCAGGAAUUUGGACAUCGAACGUCCUACCUACACCAAUCUCAACAGGUUGAUUGGUCAGAUUGUAUCCUCAAUCACCGCUUCUCUGCGUUUCGAUGGUGCUCUCAACGUGGAUCUCACAGAGUUCCAAACCAACUUGGUGCCUUACCCAAGAAUCCACUUCCCGUUGGUCACCUAUGCUCCGGUAAUCUCUGCUGAGAAGGCUUAUCACGAGCAGUUGUCCGUGGCUGAGAUCACCAACGCUUGCUUUGAGCCUGCUAACCAGAUGGUGAAAUGCGACCCGCGUCAUGGUAAAUACAUGGCGUGUUGCAUGUUGUACCGUGGUGAUGUUGUCCCCAAGGAUGUCAACGCCGCCAUUGCUACCAUCAAGACCAAGCGUACGAUUCAAUUCGUUGAUUGGUGUCCGACUGGAUUCAAGGUUGGUAUUAACUACCAGCCACCAACUGUGGUGCCUGGUGGUGAUUUGGCGAAGGUACAGCGUGCUGUUUGCAUGUUGUCGAACACCACGGCUAUUGCCGAGGCUUGGGCUAGGUUGGAUCAUAAGUUUGAUCUGAUGUACGCCAAGAGAGCCUUUGUGCACUGGUAUGUUGGUGAGGGUAUGGAGGAAGGUGAAUUCUCUGAGGCUAGGGAGGAUUUGGCUGCUCUGGAGAAGGAUUAUGAAGAGGUUGGUAUGGAUUCCGGUGAGGGUGAGGGCGAAGGUGGCGAGGAGUAUUAAUUCUGCGCGCACGAUGCAAGAUUUCCAGUUUAUGGCUGAUUGAAACGAGAAUAAAAAUGCUUGAAGAAA